CAUUGAAACUACUAUGCACUUUCGCUCGGUAUUUUAUGCAAAUUCGGUACGCUGCUGUUAAAUUUAUUAGCGAAGAGAAAAAGAAUGAAAACGUAGUGAACAGAACACGAUUAUGCUUUCGAAUCUUUCGAAUUAUCAGCUAUUAAAAAAAGAUGAGAAAAGUGCAAGCUGUCAGGUAUUUUUAUAUUCCAUUCACGUAGUAAAAGUAAGUUUGCGACGAUGGUCGAACGGGUUAUCUUUUGCAUUGAUUACACCGGUACAGCCAGUUCAUAACACCCUUUGGUGAGGGGUUAUCGAUACACUUGCACUUUCUUCUUCUACCGGUAUUUACCCGGUUGCUCGCCUUAUAAAAGGAGGAUGCUGGUCCGUACAGCUACCAGUCUGUCUUCAAGGGGUUACAUGAUGAAUACCCUAAUCGUGCUAUUGGGAAUUAUAGCGGCGGCUGUCGCCGUGCCAGCCCAGUUUCCUCGUGGAAAAGCGGUGGUGUACAAGUACAAUGCCGACAUGAAGGCGGGUGCCUUGCACCCGGCUGAUUCCGCGUCCCAAUUCGGCAUCGAGUGUCGUCUUACAGUGAAGCACAGCAAUGAUCCAACCCUGAAGAACGCUUACCUCGUCGCCAUGACCGAUGUGAAGCAUGGUCUGUACAAUGGACGUGUGAUGCACUUCGACACUGUCAGCAGUGUUUCACCCAUUCCGGAUGCUGCUAAAGAUAUCCAGAAUCCUUUCAUGAUCGUCUAUGACGAAAACGCACGUCUGCAAGGUAUAAAAGUGAAGGACAACGAGAGCACAUGGUCGGUGAACAUCAAAAAGGCCAUUGCAUCCGCGAUGCAGUUGGAUCUGGUCAACAUCCAAAUGACCAGCCCGAUGGUGCCGCACAGUUUCAUCAGUAAGGAGAACACCAUCCAUGGCAGCUGUCAGGUAGCUUACAGCGUGAGUCCGAAAUACGAUGAGGAUACAGCGCAAAAUGUCUUCAUGGUCACGAAGAUGCACGAGCCGGAGAACUGCACGAAUUUCGUUCAUCUUAAGCAUAGCCAUGACGAGACGGAGAAAUGCCAUUUACCAGAGGAGAGUGGCACGACCAGUGUCAGCAAACGAAACUUCGAAAUCGAGAACCAAGGCAACGCGAUCCUCAUUAAAAAAUUAAUUGCUCAUGGAAGCAUUCAGUACAUACCGUUCCAGUCCCACUCCGAGGGUCAUUUCAUUAUGUCAAAUCAAACGUUCAUCCUUGAGGAUGUUGUUCCGGAGAGCAACGUUCAGUUACUGUCAGACAAUUUAAACGAAGCUUCAAUUAUUCAUAAUUUCACCUACUCUGAACCCAAGUCAGAGUACGUCCCAGGAGCUGACACAGAUGUAACUCACGGUAGACACGUCGUGAACCCGGACCAAAUUGUUCCCAAAGUCAAAAAGAUGUUGGACGAAGCUGCCGAUUAUUUAAAAGAGAAUCAGAUUAAAGAGAAACCCGCAGACUGGAAAUACGGUCAAACAAUCAACAGGAUCUUGCAUCUGAUGAGAUUCUUAAACGUGCAGUCCUUUGAGCAAAUAUUCAGUGAAUUUCAGGAUGCCACCGGUAGCAAACAAACCACGAUGAAAAACAUUUUCCUGGGAGCAGUGCCGAACGUAGGAACCACAGCUUCCUGCUACUUCGUGCGAAACGUAAUCCGUAGGAACAUGAUCUCAGCCCAAAAAGCCAUCGCGAUGCUGGCUGUUCUUCCAAUGCACGUGAAGCAUCCUUCCCAAGAUCUGCUUUUGCAGAUGGAACCUCUCCUCCGUCUUUCAGACUCCCUUGAAGUUAAAAAGGCUGGCAUAUUAUGCUUUGCUACCUUGAUACACAAGACCUUCAAGCACGAAGAGGGCGAAGUGAAGCAUCCACUUGUGAACAAAUGGUUGGAUGAUUUCAUGGAUCAUAUCGAAGAUGAGCAAUCGCAGGAGAUGAAGACGGUGUACAUGAUGGCGAUGAAGAACGUCUGUCUAAAGGAUAUCUUGAAACGUUUGGAACCGAUCGUGAAAGGCGAGGUCCAAAUCGGUCAGGGUUAUCAAAUUCGUCUGCAAGCCAUUUUCGCUGUCAAGAAAGUGAUCACCUAUCUUCCGGAACGCGCUCACAAUUUACUCUGGCCGGUCCUUGCCAAUGUCAAACUUCCGGUUGAGCUCAGAAUCGUUGCCUACGACGUGUUGAUGCAUCAUUUCCCUUACACCGCGCGUUUCAUGAACAUGUACUGGUUCAUGGUGCACGAGAAGAACGAACACCUGUACAACUACCAUAUGAGCACCAUCAAGGGAAUCGCCGAAUCGGUGGACCCUUGUCUGAUGCCAGUUCGUGAAAUGGCUAAGAAAAUGUUAAAAUUCACAAGAACGAGGCACGUGCCUGGUCCACUGUCCACCAAACUCCAUUUCGAUUAUGUAGAUGAGAAAUUCGGGUAUGGCGAAGCUUGGAAGACCUCUUUGAUUCUCAACACAAUGACAGGACUUCCGGAAAUCGGUUCGUUCGAGCAGUUCUCGAUUUUUGGUCGCAAACCUACUAACAAAUGGGGAAUCCACUGGCACGUCGGAGGCUUAUCCGAAAUCAUAAGAGAAAUAAAGAAAGAUGUGCUCGGACAAGCUGUAGACGUAAUUACCAACGAAAACGUGAAGAAAAUGUUGUCCGAGGCAGCCACUACUGUACCUGUUAACAAUAACAUCGACAUAUGCAUGCUCUUAACAUUGAACAACAACGUUGUUACAACCUUCCAUGCCGACAAGGCGGACUGGAAGAAGAUGCUGGACGCAUUGAAAGACUGGAAGAGUCUGGUCAACAAGCAUCUGGAUAACUUCAAUUGGGAGCAGGUUACUUACGACACUCAUUUCGAGAUGCACGUACCCACCGAUCUCGGAAUGCCAACUGUUUUGUUCACGAAAAUGCCCUGGGUCGAUUCCCUAAAGGUCCACGCUGUUUUAUCGGAACAAUCGAGCGCUGUCAACUUGAAAUUGCAAAUGAAAUACACAGCCUGGAAGCACGGUGAACACGCUAUGUCCCUCUACAACCCCAUCGCCGAUGUUUGGCACUCUGUUCGUAAAACAGCGGCCCUCGAUUUUGUUCUACCGAUUGACAUGAGCGUUUCUUACUACCCAGAAACGAACAGCGUGAAAGUAACACUGCCAAGAUUGCCCACCACAGAAUUCUCUAUCGCUGGAAUGUUGACUUCAGCGAAGAGCUUCGUGACAGUCACCGAUGACGAGACAAACGCUCUGGUGAAUAGUUGUCCCAAGUGCCAACAAUACGAAGUCAUUACCAACAAUGUCGACAAGAAAACGUACAAGAACAUUAUGGAUUCCCAGGACACUGGUCUUCAGUGCACCAUGGUGGUAUACCAUUGCGAGAACAACCUCACUCCUGUUCCACCCAUCAGCGAAUGGCAAGAAGUAUUCUGGAACAAGAAUACCAUGAAUAUGAAGGUGCAAACGAUGAUGAUGCAAAUGAUGAUGGCAACCCGUCAGGUGAUGACAAACAAUAUGAUCAACUCACAGGAUGCAACCUGCUCGAAUCUGAUUAAAGUUGAGCCAAGUAUCGUCUAUCCUACUUCAGCUGUUGAUUUAACUGGCAAAAUUAGCGUUCAGAAUUUCGAGACUGAUAAGAUGCACGUUGUAAAUAGCCAGAGAAUCGACGUUCGUGGAACCAUGGACGCUAAACCAGCCAGUAACAACGAACGAAUACGAUGGGACGCGAAUCUUAAUAUAAGAAUGAAUCAAGGACACGUGAACAACACUAUGAAAGCUGUAAUCACUCGCAGCGGACGACCAGACAAGACUGCUCUCAAGAUAUGCAUCGAUGGACAAACGGAUUAUCCAGUCAUCGAAUCAGACAUAUUAAAAAUUGAUAGUUUCAAGAAGGAAGUUUAUACGAAGGUGAAGCUCAGCAUGGGACAAACGAAAGACGACAAAUGCGUGCACGAUGAUAUGGACCUUAUGAUAUUUGUGAAAGGUGAACUGUCCGAAGAGCAGAGGAAACAAAUGCAAAAUGAUAAACUAAAUGGUAGCUGCGUGAAACAUAUCACUAAUCCGUUAUUAAAUCCUGAGGGUACAUAUGUUCCUAAGACUUGGGAAUGCGUACACGAAGCCAUAAUGCAUUCUACUUUAAGGAAAUAUCUGGUAGAAAUAACAUCCAAGAAGGCACAACUACCAGCCAUAUUACAUUUGCUUCACGACAUGCACAGUAUCGUUUCCUUGCACCAAUUGGAUUCUAGAAACUUGAACUUUGUCUUAGAAUUUCCAGUCCUGUCAGAUUCCCUCAAUGUAGCAUUGAUCACACCCGAUCAAGAACAACGCCAUUUAACCCAAUUACCAUGGGGUCAUCCAGUCUGGAACGGGUUGAUGGUUAACACCCAUUUCUCUACUCCAGCUUUGUACAAAUACCUCAACAAUCAAAUCAAGAUGUGCACCAUCCUACCGAAAGUCCUCCUUACCUUUGAUAAUGGCACGAUUUUAUCCGAUGCAUCUGACACGUGGACACUGUUGGUCGGUAAUCACAUAGAAAAGAGUUUCGCUGUUACCACAAAAUUGGUGAGGAAUUCUAAGAUGGACGUGAAGAUCUUCGUUGGUGAACACGAAAUGGAAAUCGCUAAUACUGAUUCGGGAAUAGUGGUCACUGUAGAUCAAAAAGUCGUGGAUCAGGAGAGAGGUGUAAUGGUACCAGAGAAUCAACCAGAAUCGUUCGCAAUGAAGUUGACGAACAAUUACAAACACCUGAUAGUUCAAUCGCAACGUGUACCACUGAUGGUUGCGCAUACACCAACCAGCGUAACAGUUUUUCUUGGUACCUAUCUUCAGGGUCAAAUUGUCGGUCGGUGCGGUUCCAUGAAUGGCACAUAUCAUUCCGUGCUUCCACCGCUACACACAGCUGCGCAGCUAUAAACGAAUCAGCGUUAAAUCAUUCGAUUAGACUCUUCAUCUUAGAAAGCAUAUCUGGCGGAAGUUAACUGCAGUCUGCAGGUGUUUAUUACUAUUAUCAAAUAAGAGAACUUUUUUCUUAGGUUUAUGUAUGUACAAUGAUGGUGUAAAGAAAUGAAGUAAAGAAAGAUAGAUUUAUUUUCAGUAAUCUUUGAUUAUAUUAAAUACCGUACCUCUAUCUGUACCUCUAGUUGAUAAUUAUAAAUCUUUUAAUGUUUUUUAUACAAUCAGGUGGGGUUUUAAAUAUAUUUGAGGUUCUUAAAAAAUAAAAUUAGAAUGUUUUUUAUACUAUUAAAUGGAAUUUUAAAUAAAUUUAGGAUAUUUAAAAAAUAAACUUUGUUACUCGACUUUUGACUGUUCGAGAGAAUGCGACUCACGUACGCCUCCGUGGCGCAAUGGGCUAGCGCGUUCGGCUGUUAACCGAAAGGUUGGUGGUUCGAGCCCACCCGGGGGCGUUUAAUUUUUUUUCUUUUUAAU
Messenger RNA from Osmia bicornis bicornis, 5397 nucleotides. It is a transcript of the gene Vhdl, whose product is annotated as vitellogenin-5-like. Bases 358 to 4884 code for a protein of 1508 amino acids. Lineage: Eukaryota; Metazoa; Arthropoda; Insecta; Hymenoptera; Megachilidae. Gene Ontology annotation, biological process: lipid transport. The transcript has 16 exons. Gene Ontology annotation, molecular function: lipid carrier activity. The record is from RefSeq and is a predicted model, not a curated record.